Messenger RNA from Pocillopora meandrina, 10836 nucleotides. The record is from the annotation of a GenBank genome assembly. Lineage: Eukaryota; Metazoa; Cnidaria; Anthozoa; Scleractinia; Pocilloporidae.
AUGGCGGAUCAGCUGCUGAGCCUGAGAGCGUGGUUUUGGGACAGAAAUUUCUGGUUACCAGAAUAUUCCACUUGGGAGAGCUUAGAGCAAGCGAAAAAACAUAAGUGGGUCCAAAAUGGCGAGCUUUUUCUAUGCUUUCCCUUUGCUGUGGUGUUGAUCGCUCUACGAUUUCUCUUCGAGAGGUUAGUUGAUGGACUACACACUCUUUGAUCGUAUAGUUGUUGUGUUAGAUUUUGGUUCACACCUCGGCUUUAUUUUUGUGUGACGUGUUCUGUCUUUAACCAAGACUUCUGACAAUGAAAAUUCACAUUUCGUUUAGCAGUGUUUAUCAUUGUGAUCCAAUGCGAUUUUGCUUUGAAAACUUAACUUGUCCAAGCAGAUGAGAUAAGCACGAGCGGGACAGUAUUUUCUCCAAGGUAGACUGUGAUCAUUGGAUUUUACAAAUGUAGUGAAAGUAAAUUCGUCCUGAAAAUUUUAAGGAGGUAGCGAUUUAAUAUCGUGAGCAUGAAUUUAUUUCCCUUCAAUUCAUUAAUGUAAGAAUUUGGUAUUUAUUUAUUUACAAAUCCAGUCAAACGUCAACAUUUCAACGUGAAGUAUAGAUGAGGUCGUAGUUCAUCUGAUUUUUCGUUUUAUUCCGGAUGUUACCACCCUCCGUGGUGAAUUUUUCCUCAGCAAAAUUCUAUUGACCCCAACAAACCACGUUUAAAGGCCUCUUCGUCCUAUUGUAUCAAAAUUUAACAUUAACCGCACGUUUCUGACAACCACUGAGACAAAAUGUCAAACCAAAGCUUUAAACUCUAGGUGUGACCUAUACAUGAGAAGCAUGAAAUUGACAUGAUUUCGUUUUGUAUCCAAAAAAUUAAUAACAUUCAUUGCUUUGGAAACACCUGUUCUAUUUCUGUGUAGCUGUACUAAGUGGUCCGUUCUUUGUCCCACAAAAAGCGUAGCCGAUCUGAUUUGCAUGUCAUUUGUCGAGAACUACUCUGGACAUUAACAAUACGUUCUUUUGACAAACAUGUUCAAUCGUUUUCUGGUUGCCAAAAGUAUUUAUUUUCAGCGAUAAGCUAGAAAAACCUUGAAGAGUUCCCUGUUGAGUUCAUUUUUCUUUAUGUUGGAUAUCAUGCAGUGAGAUCUGAUAAAUAGAUAAUUGCUGAGCAAUAACUUCAAAAUCUGAAUCCAUUUCCAGGUUUUUUUUAUUUAUAUUAGUUACAGGUCUUCAUAUAUAUUAAGCCAUUUAUGACAUCUGUCCACCAGUAAGUGUAAAGUAAACAUAUUUUUGUAUAGGUGUCUUCUGAGUAGAUAUUUUAUAUCUUUUUUUGUUGUUAAUGUGGACAGUAAAGCAGCAUAAGUUUGUUGAUGCUGACGCUAUGUUCUCUCAACCAACAUUCAUUACCAUUCAAUGCAUUUUUCUUCUUUUCCAUUGGGAGAUUGCUUCUUUAACUCUAACUCCCAAGAUCUGAUUGUCAAUUCUCCCUUCCAUCUACCACACAUUUCAUCAUAAAUUAGUUAGGAGAAUUUGGUGCUAGAUUGAGAUAACAACUUCUACCUGAUAAGUUUGAGUAUUCUUAUUACCUGUUUGCUGGGUAAUGUAUGGAUAUUACAGGGAGAAGUUACAUUUUAAUCACUUCCAAGGUGUUAAGCUGUCAGAGGGUAAUUCCCAGAAAGGACUAUGGAUAUAAAGCUUGGUAGUUUCUCUUAUUAAUUAUUAUUUUUGAAAAAAAAAAUCAGUUUUCACAAAAGAUUGUGAUUUUAUAGUGGCAAACAUAUUCAUUUGAUAAUUAUUUGCCUAAACCAAACUUCAUCUGGUAAUAGUGAAGGGCUUCUUCAUGAUUUUUUUGCAUUUGUGUAAACAACCCUCUGACUUAAAAAGUUUUGUGUAUAUUUUGGCAAAUACAUGUAGAUAUGUGCUAGCUCUCAGCUGUCCAAAGCUUUUUGCAUUUAUUUACCCUCCAAGCAGAUGUGUUAUUGAUAGUAAUUGAAAUUUCAUUAUUAAGGUGGAGCAGAGCAAACACUCUAAUGGCAAAUGUAGUCUUUCAUGCAUCCUCAUUCUACAUGGUAAUUUUUUUUUUUUUGAGGUAACUUUUGUUAUCAAAUUUUUCUUUGUUUGGCUAGGACUCUACAGGAAAAUCUCCAAACUUAGCAGUAAACUUCACAGGUUUACUGUAAAAUCAAGCAGUUAAUUUUUUUGUUUAAAUUUGGUCGUACUGGUUUGCUUUGUAUGUAUUUAUGGAGUGGCCACUGAAUUUUGACAGCUAUUUCAAAUGUUUCUGUUACCUUCAUGGAUUGGCUAACUGACCUAAAUUUUAUGAAUAAAUUUUUAAAAAAUGAUGUUACAGAAUGCCAGAUCUAGUGGAUCAGUUAACACUUUUUUAUUGGAAAAGAAAAAGAAAUUGCUUCUUUAUACAGGUCAUGGUCUUUAACUUUUAAAGUCCAGAAACUGUGUUGAUUAGAUAUAGGUAUACACUACCCAGGAGGGUAUGCAAGAGAUUAAAGAUAACCCUUAGGUAUACACUACCCAAGAGGGUAUAGGAGAGAUUAAAAAUAACCCUCAGGUAUACACUACCCAAGAGGGUAUGCGAGAGAUUAAAAAAACCCUCAGGUGUAUACUACCCAAGAGGGUCUACAAGAGAUAAAAAAUAACCCUCAGGUAUACAAUACCCAAGAGGGUAUGCAAGAGAUUAAAAAUGACCCUCAGGUAUACACUACCCAGAGGGGUAUAGAAAAGAGUAAAAAUAACCCUCAGGUAUACACUACCCAAGAGGGUAUAGCAGAGAUUAAAAAUAACCCUCAGGUAUACACUACCCAAGAGGGUAUAGAAGAGAUUAAAAAUAACCCUCAGGUAUACACUACCCAAGAGGGUAUAUAAGAGAUUAAAAAUAACCCUCAGGUAUACACUACCCAAGAGGGUAUAGAAGAGAUUAAAAAUAACCCUCAGGUAUACACUAGCAAAGAUGGUUUAGAAGGGAUUAAAAAUAACCCUCAGGUAUAUACUACCCAAGAGGGUAUAGAAGAGAUUAAAAAUAACCCUCAGGUAUACAAUACCCAAGACGGUUUAGAAGGGAUUAAAAAUAACCCUCAGGUAUACACUACCCAAGAGGGUAUAGAAGAGAUUAAAAAUAACCCUCAGGUAUACACUACCCAAAAGGGUAUAGAAGAGAUUAAAAAUAACCCUCAGGUAUACACUACCCAAGAGGGUAUAGAAGAGAUUAAAAAUAACCCUCAGGUAUACAUUACCCAAGAGGGUAAAGAAGAUAUUAAAAAUUAAUCCUCAGGUAGAUACUUCCCAAGAGGGUAUGCAAGAGAUUUAAAUAACCCCUAGGUAUACAUUGCCCAAGAGGGUAUAGGAGAGAUUAUGAAUAACCCCCAGGUAUACACUACCCAAGAGGGUAUGCAAGAGAUUAAAAAUAACCCUCAUGUGACAUGUUACUGCGCUUUUCACAAACAUGCGAAUUUUGAAGUCCAAAAGCCAACUGACGAUUGCGUUUUCGCUGCCGUCAAUCAUCUUAACGGAACUCUUAGGAAACAAAACUUUACUUUCACGGGUUCAAAAGGUCAUGGUUUGUGAUUUGUGGAUUUCAAUCCGUUUCGUGUGUUUCUGUGUUUCAAGGUUCGUUGCUUGUGAUCGUAAUUAUGAUUGAGGGCAGCGAAAAAUGUAAUUGUGAAGGCUUUUGAACUUUUUAGUUCGCAUGUUUGUGAAAAGCGUAGUAAAGAUUGCCACGUGCGUUCACCACGCUUGGUUGAGCAUGAGACGUACGUGUUCAGUAGAGUGUGACUGAAACGUGACUUUAGAAUGACCUUUAAACGUGCAAGAAAAUAUACUUUCCACGUUCUGUUUUAGCUUGCAAUUUCUGUACUGAGAUAAAACUCUUCGUGUGUGCUUCCUUUCGAGUUUUUUCCCUAAACUUUGAAGGGGACAAAUUGUCCCCUUGACCGUUUUUUAAGGGACAAUUUCAAUUGCAAUGCGGGAUUGGCGCAAUGGCGCGGCCUGGCUCAAACCCUGUGCAUAGACACCUACCGACCGCAAACAUUGAUGUAAUUCUCUACACUGAUGACAGAAAUAUAGAGCCUCCGUAGAAUGCAUGCUGUGAAUUUUUUUCAGAGCCAAAGCUCCUCAUGUUAAGUUCAAGUGGCAGGUUUUGCAACCUCAUUUUCUCCAGUGAGAUCGGUAGGAUGGACACUUAACAUUCCCAUUCUUCAAUAAUGAGGGCAAAUGAGUUCUGAGUCCAAGAAAAUACUUGGGGGUAAUUUAUGAUGGCUUGAUGUGUGGGUAGAGUGACUUAUCCUGCCAAAUAUAAUUAUUCUUGCUCCUGCUCCUUAUGGUUUUAUCUUUGCCAAAAACACACCACACCAAUAAUAUUAUUGAUAGAUAAAAAUGUUUUUUGUUUUGUCAUGAGCAUGAGAUAAAGAAAAAAGUUGGAGUCCCCAUGAAGGUCUGAGGUUCAAAAGUUACCAUCUUUCAUAUUCUAUUUAUAAACAUAAUGCUAAGGACAUUGCUGAUCCCAGCGGUUUGCAGAAUACAUGUCACAUAUGAACUUCAUGUUGGGCCUUGCUUGCCGUAGAGUCUCUGUGGCACAAUGGUAGGGCAUUGGAGCACGGAAUCUGAAGGUGUGAGGUUCAAUUCCUUAUGGUGACUUAGAAUUUUUUCUUUGUCCAAUGCUCAUGACAAGACCAAGAAUAUAUUUUUCCUUUUGCUUACCAAGCUCAAAACUUACCAUCUUUCUUAUUCUGUUUGUACUAUUAUUGAUCCCCAUUUUCGAAAAAUAUCUGAUAUUUUUGCUCCGGCUUUUCAUUAUAUGCUAUGACCAGAUUAUUUAUUGGAUGAGUUGCAUUGAGAGAGCCAAAACAAGAGGGGAAUUGAUGUUACAGACACACAAAAUUGAAUUUUUGGAGGUGUGAACCCAGCUUAUUUUAUAUGGUGCACAAGAUUAAGUACUCUUAGAAAUUAGCUCUUGGUCUGCAUACUAAAUUAGUUAGGCUCACACAUAAAAAUUCUUUGUCUUCACUUUCAUCAGAUGGUUGGUUCAUUUAUCCAAUGAACAAACAUUACUUUAUUUAAACCAGCUCCUGUUUUCUCUUUAUCUGAUUUCCUUAUAACAAGGUUUCCUUCUCUGCUCUUUAGAUUCAUUGCAACACCUUUGGCAGGCUACCUUGGUGUAACAGAGGAACCUAUAGUUUUUGUAGAAAAUACAUUUUGUGAGAAGGUUUACCAAACAAUCAGCAAAUGCCCCAACGCUGAACGAGUAGAGGGACUGUCAAAACAACUUGGCUGGACUCCACGUGAAGUGAAAAGAUGGUUCAAAAAUCGCCGACAGCAAUCAAAACCAUCCAUUAUGAGGAAGGCUACUGAAAGCAGGUGCGUAAUAUUUUGAUCUCUGUCAUUUUAUUUCUUAAUUGUGCCAUGAGUCUGGGAACUGUUGUUUUGGACCAAAAUAAACUUUAAAUCAAAGAAUUCAUGGCUGAGACAGGACUUGAAGUUGUGAUCUCUAUGAAUCUGCAGGAUGUAGACAGCAAAACUAUACAGGUUCUCUUAGAGUUUUAGAAUAGUGGUUUAAAAUCUUAAAGCUACAAAAUCUAGUUACUAUGGUAGCCUGACAGUUAGUGCUCUGAACUUGAGGUGUCUAAGCUCAAGACCUGAUAGAGCUAUUGUGUUGUGUUCCUUGGCUUGAUGCUUGAUUCACACAGUGUCUCUUUCCACCUAGGGCUGAGUUGUUCAAAGCUUGGCUAGGAUAACCCAGGAUUAGUGUGAAAUCUGAUUUCAGAUCUGAAAGCUUGAAAAAAAUUCAGUAUAAUUCUCUUUGUCUACAAUUUAAUGAUUGGAUGCCUUAAAAAGAAUACAGAAAAUUUUCUGACAGAUGGCUUUUCAGCAAAAGAAUAACCAAACCUUGAUUAAAAUUAACCUCUGGGUUAGUUCUAUUCCAGGACUAUCAGUGGGGACUGGCAGACUGUCAAAUGUAUUCUUGUUUUAGGCAGCACACUCUUUUAUCUUUUCAUUUAUUUUGUAGUUGGAGAUUUUUGUUCUAUUUGGCGACAUCCAUUUAUGGAAUAGUUAUAUUAUACAAGGUAAUUUUAUUUUAACAUAUGGUUUUUCAACAUAUUUGAGCAACUCAUUCUCUAAUAGAAGCUUAAUUUUUUUUUUAAAAAAAUAAGCAUUUCAAGAUUUUUCAGUGGUGACCUGGAUGAUAUUUUAAGAAAAAAAAACCGAAGAUAAUUAGGUUGUGGCAAAAAUAAAAAGUUUUGAGAUGUUCAAAUUUUCAGGAACCUUGGCUUUGGGAUCUGCGACUCUGUUUUGUUGGUUUUGGAGAACAGGUUAGACAUUUUAUGUAUUGUACAAAAGAACUGUAAAGUAAGAUUGGAAAUAUUUGGGAAAAUGGGUGAUUAAAUGAAGGGAACAUUAUCACUUCUUUGUCCCAUAGCAAAUGAAAUAUUUUUGAAAAUCUCUGUCAACACAACUCGUAACUAGAACAUAAUUAGUAUAGUAGUACAUGUGUUGCAGUUAACAAAUUAAUUGUUGGUCUCAAUGAGUUUCAACUAGUUUUUUCUGUAUUAUCAUAUUCUCCAGAUGCGUUACUUUAGUAACGCAAAACUACUUGAAAAUCAUUCACUCAUUCAUUCAUUCGUAAGUUUGAGAUAGUUAUUAACCAUGUAGAUUCAUCCAUGUUGUCUCCAACUGACUCCUGGUUUCUCUCUUUUUUUUCCAGCCUCUUACAGAUGCAAUAUUUUUGUAUUAUGUGGUUGAAAUAGCCUUCUACAUGUCCCUUCUCAUUUCUUUUUUUGUGGAUGUCAAAAGAAAGGUUUGUAACUUUUAUGUUUUCUGAUCACAAAUUUAUCAUUAAUCUUACUAUUAGAAGUUAACAGCACCGCAUUUUUAUCUUAAUUUGUCUUUCCAAGAAUGAAGUAUUUUUUGAUAUGCUGGUGGCCUAAGGAAGCAGUGGUUCAUUCAUUAUGACUUUUGUUUCUUGUUGUUGUUCAUUUCCUUCUAAAUUAAGGCUGAAACUAGAAAAAAUUAAACGCAAAACAAUGUGCUUUGUGACAGAGAUACAAGAAAACUGUUCCCUUUUGAGUGGAAGGAAAGUCGUCAAAGAAGCUUUUGAUAUUUUGUUGCAUAAUUACAUGCAACCUGUGCCAUGAACACAUGUUGUUGAUAACAUGUCAUCAGCAAAGCACGCACAAGUGUACAAGGCUAGCGAUUGCUUAAUUCCGCUAACUCCAAAAUCUUCAAACUACAAAUCAGUUUAUAAUGUGGAUUCCAUUAGCCAUAAAUGGAGAUGAAAAUUGAUUCCAUCAUCAAAGUAUGAAGUUGUAACUUGCACACAAAAAAGAGGGCAGCUCUGAAGUUGGUACUGAUCAAAGUGGUAUUCUGAAAGUUAUCAUUCUUAAUUUUUAACUUUCUGUUAUAGGAGCACAUGGGAGGAACUCGUUUGCUGAUAGAUUGAGUAACUUAUGAUAAGAUUUAAUUAAGAAAUCUAAGUUGCCCAAAAAAGUUUUUCUAAUUGAUUGAUUACUUUUUUAAAUACCAGGUGAAGGAAACUUAAUUUAGUGAAUAGAUAAGUUUAAGGGUAAUUAGAUGAAGAUCAGGGAGUCGUUAUUUCUGUUCCCUGAUGCAAUGUCUCCAUAUUCAAAAUGAUUAGAAAAAUGCCUAAGUUUUGUUUAAAAUCAAACCAAAAUUUUCUGUUUUCAGGAUUUUUGGCAAAUGGCUAUCCACCAUGUAGUUACAAUCAUGUUGACAGUAUUUUCAUACUCAAGUGGUUUCUUUCGUAUUGGUAGCGUGAUAAUGUUUUUGCAUGACUUGGCUGAUAUUUUUCUGGAGGUGAGUCUUCAUGCUGAAUAAGGAGAGAGAGGAAUAUUAUUAAAAACCAUUUUUUCACUUUUUUUAGCAUUUCAACUAAAAACUUACUGACAUUUUCUUUUCGAGUUUUGUGGAGUAUGGUAAUCCUUUGACCCCAAAGAGUGACGAGCAUCUAAUAUUUUCCUCACAAUAUCAUCCUUGAAUCACGUUAAGGUCACAAGAAUAAAGGAAAUGAUCACCAACUAAAGAAGCUCUUGAUUGUUCAACAAAUUCUCCUUGACAGUGCCAUAGGAAAUGUAUGGAGAACAGUAUGGAGAAUAUGCAUGCUGAUGUUAGGGUGUAAAGGGAUGAACAAGCCAUAUAUAACUUUUAUCUCUAUCACUGAAAUGCAAAUUUGCAUUUGUAAAACUUUCUGCAAUUUGAGAACCCAAGGAAAUUUUUAAAAAUUGCCUCCAAAUGUGCUGUAAAUUCAAUUUUGAGGGUACUUACAUUGAAACAACGUAGCACACUAGUCAAACUUGCCAAAUGGCAGAACAAAUUGAAGCAAGAAAAGUGCACAAAUGACUGCUCUUACUAACAAUUACUGCAGAAAAUCUUUGUUGUUAUUAAUAAAUAUCAUUAUUAAUGAACAAUUAUCAGAUAAGGGUUUUGUGAUAUCCAGAAUAAUCAAGGUUGAGGCAGGGGUUAUCAGCUGAAGUGGAAGGCUGAGGCUGAUAACCCUUACCAAGGCCUUGAUUAUUCUGGAUAUCACAAAAACUAAAUCUUAUGAUUGUUUUGUUAUACAUUGAGUGAAAAAAAAAAAUGGUCAUGACAGUAAGAAGAACAGGUAAUUAAUUUCUAAAUGUGUAAAAAUAUACAAAUCAGUUAGCAACACAAUGCACAUGACCUCAACAUGAUUACCCCUAGAAAUCAUGCAUCCUGGUCAUACAUGAUAUAACUACCCGUGACCUUAAGUGCCCUCGAUGUGAUUAUUAUAUAAUCUGCAGCUAGAUGACGUCGUAGGCGCUGAUUUUGACAAUUCACUGUAGACUUUUGGCCAAUCAGAAAAGAGAUCUUGAGUUGAAUGUAAAAUAAUGAUCAUUAUCUGGAGCAUAUCUCUCCUUUAACCCUUCAACUCCUAGAAGUGAUUAACAUGUAACCACUCCCUAUAAUAUCUGUGAAUUAUCUGGCAAACAGGUAAUGAGAAUACUCAAAUGUAUCAGGUAGAAAUUGAUAUCUUGAUCCAACACAAAAUUCUCCUUACUAAUUUGCAAAGAAAUCUGCAGCAGCUAGAGGUGAGAACUUACAAUCAGAUCUUGGGGGUUCAAGGGUUAUUGGUUUUUGAUAUCAGCAGGCAAGUCAAGAAUUUAAAGAAAAUGACAACACUUUUGAGUUUGUAAGACUCUGUCAAAACAUGUCUUUCAAACUCAAAAGUGUUGUCGUUUUCUUUAAGUUAUUGGUUUUGUUUGGAAAUAUUUUAUUCCAUGACUGCUAAUUCUGUUUUUUUUGUUUUUGUUUUUGUUGCAGUCAGCAAAAGUAUUUAAUUACGCCAAGUGGGAAGCUACAACUAACUUAAUAUUUGUGUUAUUUGCUGUGAUAUUCAAUGUUACAAGGCUGGUUUAUUAUCCAUUCUGGUAAGUUUGCUGUCCCCUUACAAUUGUAAUGGUGGAGAGGUGACAGGAAAAGACAAACUUAUCAGGCAAAGGGUGUUUAUUAUUAGACUAAAAAAUAGGUAAAGGUAAUGUAUUGCUGCAAAGGGGAGAAUUGUUCAGGAGUUGAAGGAUCCCAACAUUGAGAGACCACAUUAACCCACAAUGACGGCCUGUGCAUUUGACUAAAUUAAUUGCUGAAUGAUUUUCAUGACUCACUGAUUGAUUGACAAACCAUCUGACUGACUAAACAAACUAGGGACUUGCCAAAUGACUGACAGACAGCGUAGGUAUUUGAUUUAAAAAUUGACCCCAACAUUUUACAACACAAAUGUAUUUCUUUACUUAAACAGGGUUUUGCAUGUUGUAUACCACUGUCAAGAGUAUGUGGGUCCUUUUAAAGCAUGGUCAUGGUUCUUUGGUUUGUUGUCAUGUCUGCAGGUACUGCUAAAUCCAUUAUUUACAUGCCCCAAGUGAGAAGUUUGACAGCUAAACUUGUGACCUGGCCCAGGGUUUGAGCAAUGUGAACUCCAAUUUGUGCUUUUAAAAUUAAUUGAACCAUGCUAUGUAUGAGUUUUGCCAAAUGGUGAAGCAAGCAAAGAAAGUUACUUGUUUAGUUCAACAAUCUGCUUGCCCCAGAUAACCAAAAGGUUGGCAGGAUGGUUUCAGCUCUUUUAAGCCAGCAGGAUAAUUUAGUAUAUUAUGUAUUCUGUAUAAAUUUUGAGAAAAUGCUGUGUGAAAAUGAGCAAGAGUUACCUACUUAAACCUUCCAUGAGAUCUCAAUAUGUGAUACAUGCGACAACCCUUCAAAUUGUUGUCACUCUAAAAGUUCUUUUGUCUUUUUUAUUUUGAUCACUAUGUUCAGGUUCUUCAUGUUAUUUGGUCAUAUAAGGUUGCUGAGGUGGCCAUGCAGUUUUUGGUUAAGGGAACGGUGAGUAAUAGAUCUUUUUGUGCUAAGUCAGGGUGGAGGGGGGUGGGGUUGAUGUCAAUGAAGAUCAUUACUUCCAAGGGAAUUGAGGAUGGGCCAAACUGAAUCAGGCCAAAGGGAGAGAGGGAUAGGCCCAAAAAUAUUCUAGUUGCCUCUGGUGAGGCCGAUUGAAGGAGAAUACCAUUCAAAUUUUUGUGGUUGUGGUUGUGGUUCUUGAUUGUGGAUGCCCUAUUAGUUUUCUUUUUGUUAUUGAUUCAAAUUUGUAGGCAUAAGAAAUAGGGAUGUGGCAUGACAACGUAUGUUUGCCUUAUAGAAGGCCUCUUGCAGUGUACAAGUCAGUAAAGUUUUCCUUUCUUUCCUUAUUCUUGCUUUCUUAAUUUUGUUAGGUGGAAAAAGACACACGUAGUGAUGAUGAACUGUCAGGUCCAGAGGAUGAGAGGCCUGACGCAAACCAUACAGAUGGCAAUAUGGUGGACAACAAAAAGAAGCAUUGA